AUGGCCAAUCCAUCCGCGUAUCAGCAAUCAGGUGGCUUCUUCCCAUCGGCAGGACUGCCGUCGCCCGCGCCGUCUGCAUCCUCGACCCGCUCGACCGCGGGCCUACCUCAUCCGAGACACAACGCCCUGCGGCCGGGAUCCAACAAGGAGGCGCUGGUGAGGCGCUACGUCGAGGAGCGGCUGCUAAACACGUCGCGCCGCUACGUCAAGAAAUUCGGAACCCCAGACCCGGCGGACGACGUGAUUGGCUUUACCAACUUUGGCGAAGUAUGCCGUGAGCUCGACGGCAUCGUCAACGUCCUUUGGCUUUCGGGCACGCCUAGCCUGCAGAUUCCCUUCCUUCUGAAGCUGGCCAGCGACUUUACGCAAUACGUCCGCUCAUUCCCGCCGGCUCCGAGGACGACGUUUGCGCUGCUGGGCAAGCUUGACCACUGCUUCGCCAGCCUCCUCUCCGGCCAGGAUGCCGACUCCCAGGAGCCUCUGCCAGGAUUCGAGAAUGGCCUGCGCGCCGGCAUGACAGUGACUGAUAUGGUCCGCUGUCGCAGCCUGGUGGAGCAGACACGGGUCCUCAUGGUCGAGGUCUUGAGCGGCGAGGUGGACGAGGACGACGAAGACGACGAAGACGACGAGGAUGACGAUGACGACGACAUGGACGAUGGCGAGGGCGGCCUGGGCGCAGCCACGAUGACGACCAAAGUUGACGGCGAUCAAACGCCCAUACCGUCCUGGGACAUUGAUGAGGAGAGGCUCCACAUGGACGCGGCCCGGAUCUACGAAAACACCAUCGUCCAGCUGGGGACCAGACUGGGGGAUCCGCUGACGAGCGACAACGUGCCAGACAACGACGUCGUGUGCUCGCCAAUGGAGGAUUGA
Hirsutella rhossiliensis is the source of this 873-nucleotide messenger RNA. Its product is annotated as subunit 11 of the general transcription factor TFIIH domain-containing protein. Bases 1 to 873 code for a protein of 290 amino acids. The transcript has 2 exons. Lineage: Eukaryota; Fungi; Ascomycota; Sordariomycetes; Hypocreales; Ophiocordycipitaceae. The record is from RefSeq and is a predicted model, not a curated record. Gene Ontology annotation, cellular component: transcription factor TFIIH holo complex.